Molecule: messenger RNA, 5962 nt
Organism: Plectropomus leopardus (leopard coralgrouper)
Lineage: Eukaryota; Metazoa; Chordata; Actinopteri; Perciformes; Serranidae
Gene: uba6
Product: ubiquitin like modifier activating enzyme 6
Biological process (GO): protein sumoylation
Cellular component (GO): SUMO activating enzyme complex; cytoplasm
Molecular function (GO): SUMO activating enzyme activity
Source: RefSeq, a predicted model, not a curated record
AACAUUUUCAUAUUGAUUUGUAGAAUGAUAAUAUCUUUAACAGCUGUCUGCUUCGGGGAGUAAUUUGUAGCCUAACGUAUGUGUCAGCACUUUUAACGAGUUUAUGUCAAGUGUCCUCUCCACCGGCACCAGGCAGCUGUGGCACUCAGUGCUAGCUAGCUGUAGCUGCUAACGGUAGAGCCGUUAUCUCUCAGACAGCUGAACUCCCCCCUCCUCCCCUCCCAGCAUGGCUGCAGACUCGAUGGAGAUUGACGACUCUCUUUACAGCCGCCAGCGAUAUGUGCUGGGAGACAGUGCUAUGCACCAGAUGGCCCAGUCCUCAGUCUUUCUCAGUGGAAUGGGAGGACUGGGAAUUGAGAUAGCAAAGAACAUUGUCCUGGCUGGUGUGAAGGCAGUCACCCUUCAUGACACAAAGCAGUGUGAAACCUGGGAUCUAGGCUCCAACUUCUUUAUCCGCAAAGAGGACGUGUUGAGUCAGAGGACAAGGGUCGAGGCAGUGUGCCCUCGGGUCGCAGAGUUGAACCCCUAUGUCCAUGUGGACAUGUCUCACUGUGCUCUGGACAACAACACUGAUCUCAGCUUUCUUGGAAAGUAUCAGUGUGUGAUUCUGACUGAAGCCAGAUUGAGCCUACAGAAGAGAGUGAAUGAGUUCUGCCACUCACAGCGACCCCCCAUCAGAUUCAUUGGCUGUGAUGCAUAUGGAAUCUGUGUGCGGGUGUUUUGUGAUUUUGGAGAUGAGUUUGAGGUGUCAGAUCCCACAGGAGAGGAGCCCAAGGAGAUUUUCAUCCAAAGCAUCACUCAGGACAAUCCUGGCGUGGUAACCUGCAUGGACAACCAACCCCAUGGUCUGCAGACAGGCCAGAGUGUUGUCUUCAGAGAGGUCAACGGCAUGGUGGAAGUCAAUGGCACCACACGGCAGGUUUCAGUCCUUUCCCCUUACAGUUUUGCUAUAGGAGACACAUCCCAACUACAACCAUAUGCACACGGAGGUUUCUUUGUUUUGGUGAAAACCCCCAGGACCUACAGAUUUGAGACAAUAGAGAGGCAGCUGUGUGAUCCUCAGGUCCUGACUCCAGACUUCAGUAAACCAGAGGCCCCGCUACAGAUCCAUGCAGCCAUGUUGGCUCUGGACAUCUUCCAGGAGCAGCACAGUAGACUUCCCAACAUUGGGUGUUUGCAGGAUGCUGAGGUUUUAGUGAAGCUGGCUGAGGAAGUGAAUGCAACUCUCAGGAACAAAGCUCCUGUGAAUACUGAGUUGGUGCGCUGUCUGUCAAAAACAGCGAGGGGAACUCUUCCUCCGUUAGCAGCAGCUGUAGGAGGUCUGGCCAGCCAGGAAGUUCUGAAGGCCAUCACAGGGAAGUUUGCACCGCUGCAGCAAUGGUUUUUUCUUGAUGCCAUCGAGGUCGUCAGGCCACUUCAAUCUGUUUCUGUCGAGGAGUUUUUCCCAAAGGGCGAUCGGUAUGAUGGACUACGAGCUUGUAUCGGCGAAUCAAUGUGUCUAGAGCUGCACAAGCUUAGAGUCUUUAUGGUUGGCUGUGGCGCCAUCGGCUGCGAAAUGCUGAAAAACUUCGCCCUGCUUGGAGUGGGAUUGGCCAAGAGCUCAGGAGAGGUAUGCAUCACAGACCCAGACCUUAUAGAAAAGUCCAACCUCAAUCGGCAGUUUCUCUUUAGACCACAUCAUAUACAGAAACCGAAGAGUACCACAGCAGCAGAAGCCACUCAUGAAAUCAACCCAGACCUGCAGGUGGAUGCUCACCUCAACAAGGUGUGUCCGGCUACUGAGAGCAUCUACAACGACUCCUUCUACUCCCGCCUGAACCUAGUGGUCACUGCGCUGGACAACGUGGAGGCUCGCAGAUAUGUAGACAGCCGCUGUGUAUCCAAUCAGAGACCUCUCCUGGACUCUGGCACCAUGGGAACUAAAGGACACACAGAAAUCAUUGUGCCAAAUUUGACAGAGUCCUACAAUAGCCAUAGGGACCCCCCAGAGGAGGAGAUCCCAUUCUGCACUCUCAAGUCUUUCCCUUCUGUCAUAGAGCACACCAUUCAGUGGGCCAGAGACAAGUUUGAGAAUUCGUUUGUCCACAAGCCUUCCAUGUACAACUCGUUCUGGCAGACCCACUCGUCAGCUGAAGUGGUGUUACAGAGGAUGCAGACGGGGGAAAGUCUGGAGGGGGCAUUCCAGGUCAUUAAGCUGCUUAGCAAACGGCCUAGCACAUGGGAACAUUGCAUCACUAUUGCCCGUCUGAAAUUUGAAAAGUAUUUCAAGAGAAAGGCCCUACAACUGUUGCACUCUUUCCCCCUGGACACAAGGUUAAAAGAUGGAAGUUUGUUUUGGCAGUCCCCAAAAAGACCUCCAGCACCUUUUGAUUUUGACUUGAAAGACUCUUUGCACUUCACUUUCAUUGUCAGCACUGCACGGCUCUUUGCAGGGAUUUAUAACAUCCCUUACUCAGAAAAGGAUCUCUCUGAAGAAACAGUGAUCAGGGUUCUCUCAGAUGUCAAGAUUCCCGAGUACAGACCCUCAGAGAAAUGUAUAGAGACUGAUGAGACAGCAAAGAAGCCUGAUCACAUGAAGAUGCCUCUAAGCAGUGAAGAGGAGAGGGAGGCCAUCACUCAGCUGGAGCAGGCCAUCGCCUCUGACAGUGUCACAGCAGAGCGGUUACAGAUGAGUCCACUGCAGUUUGAAAAGGACGAUGACAGCAACGGCCACAUGGACUUUGUCACAUCAGCGUCUGCUCUCAGAGCCAGGAUGUACUCCAUUGAGCCCGCUGACAGACUCAAGACCAAACGAAUUGCUGGCAAGAUCAUCCCUGCAAUUGCCACGGCAACAGCUGCUGUGGCUGGACUGGUGGCCCUGGAGUUGAUCAAGGUGGUUGGAGGCAAUGAAUUUGAAUCUUUCAAAAACUGCUUCUUUAACUUGGCCAUCCCUGUAGUGGUGCUGACUGAGCCAGCAGCAGUAAAACAGACACACAUCAGGGACAACAUCUACUUCUCCAUCUGGGACUGUUGGACUAUCUUCGGCCAUGAGGACUUCACUCUCUCUGAUUUCAUGAACGCAGUGAGGGAAAAGUAUGGAAUUGAACCCACUAUGGUUGUCCAUGGUGUGAAGAUGCUGUAUGUGCCUGUGAUGCCUGGACACUCAAAGAGACUCAAGCUGACGAUGCAAAAGCUGAUCAAACCAUCAGUAGACCGCCGCUACGUUGACCUCACUGUGUCAUUUGCUCCGGAGGCAGACGGAGAAGAUGACCUCCCUGGUCCUCCCGUCAGGUACUUCUUCAGCCGCAAUGGAGAGACACCUUGACACCUUCCUCGAUGUCGUCCUCAAACCUCUUGUGUCCUUACUUCCCUUCUUUCAUGUAAAUCGUUGUACCCCAAUAACCCGGGCCAGGGGCCAAGAUCUUUCCUUCAUGAUGUUAUGUGACGAGGACAAAGCUCCUGGCCCCCAACCCCCUGUACGUUAAGGAGCAAGAAAAGACCGAUCCUGGUCUCAGUUUUUCUCGCCCCUGAUCAAGCCAACACGAGGCUGCUUGAGUAGCACUUGACUGUACCUGUGUACAUAUAUUUUCUCUGUUCUGUUUUCUACUCUGGUGAAACGCACAGCUCCGCCUGUGUCGAUGCCUUAAUUGAUGAAUAACCUGUUUCUGUUUGUGGCAGUAAGUCUGACUAAAAAAAAAACUAUGUUUACAGAAACCUGCAUACACACAACCCAAUUCGUCUCAUUUCUGUUUGAAGUUCGCUAGGCUCUAAAGGGGGCGAUGGCAGGACUGCAGGGGUGGUGAAGUGGAUUUAGCAUCACAUCCUCUUCUCCCUCAGAGUCCUCUUUUUGGCUUUGAAAUUAUUGCCAACAGCAGAAUUUGCCAGACGUCGAUCAUCUCUCUCUAUAGAAACCCGUCAAGCCAAUAUUUGUUGUAUAAUUUGGAGGUGCACAAGGUCAGUAGACAACGGCGAAAUCACCAAAGAUACUGAUUAUCAUAGUGUCUGCAGAUGAUUGUUCUCUUUUAUGAUCACUUUGACUGCCUCAUAAAAUCAUUUAUAUCACGAGGGAUGAGGAUUACCCAAAAAUUCCAGAGCAACACACACUGGCUGCAUCGUGAUGUGCUUCAACACAGGUUGAUGGCACGUCAGUUCGUUUAGGAAUGUCCUGUUGAUGAACAUCAGCACUGCUUCUCAGUCAGUUGACUGUGCUUGGCCCCGCCCCUUCACGAUGGUCCGUCAAAUCCACGUUGUCUAUCAGCAAUCUGUCACUGCAGUGUGUUCAGAUCACAGACUGUAUAUUAAGGGGGACUAAGAAACUACAAAUUACACAAUAAAAGCAAUAGAAACUCACAAAAUGUUAAGGAAAGUAGUAUUCUCACAGCUAUUUUCCUUAUUAAACAGAGAUAUACACCUUUGAAUUCAACUUUCUCUCAGUCACUUUUAUGCCUUGUGAACUCAUAAUAAAAUACACUUCAUUUACAAUGAAACAAAAUAAAACUCACCCAAACAGUCUUGGUUACUCUUGCUAGUAAUAUAGUUAGUAAGUCCACUGUUCCGACAGUCACCAGCUCCGGUUUGAUUGAAAUAAAUCCUUAAUUCACCAAGUUAGAAGUAAAAAACAUGCUGCUAUUUCCCCACAGUCUCCCCCUGCUGUUGCUGUCUGCCAGCUGUUAACAGUCCUGUAACUUCUCCCUCCAACGCUAGGUGCUGCUGUGUCUUUCAGCUCCGCUGCCUAUUCCUCCAGUAGAGAUCGGAGACUGGUGGUGUGUGCUGUGCACUACAUACAAUGAGGUUAAUAGAAAGAGGAGCACCUGUAGUAGUAGUAGUAGUAUUAAAGGCAGUAUUAAAAAUCAUGCCUUUGGGAUCUCUAAAUACCCUGGUAUACAGCAAGUAUACCAUGAUACUGUCAAAGCCUAAUAUAUUAUCUAUGAUUCAAAUGAACGGUGAUUGGUUUCCCCGUUUACUGCCGCACCUUCACAGGUGGAUAUGCAGGGAGCUACGGGGAAGCCAAACACUUGUUCAUCGGUACAUGCUGCGAUGACACCCAGAUGGUUUGAGUCUGGAUGGAGUAUCUGCAAAGGUUCCCUCUUCACUCUCUGGUUCCUGUUAAGCCACGCAGGUCUUAAUUCACUGUUAAAAUCAUUAAAAAAGAAAAGUAUGUUAAGUAAAUUAAUACACAUUCAGUAGCUAGCAAGUUAAACCUACACUUUUCAAGAUAUAAUUUUGUUUUUACAUGCCCCCUGUUCAGAAUCCACAAAACAAGCCUUAAAUCAAAAAACGAUUGCAUGAUAGUCAAUGGUGCGCAGGUCUGUAGUUGUGGGACCCUGGUUGGACCUGGCUGAUGCAGCGCUGUGAUUGGCCAGUCUGGAUUUGAGUGGUGGGACUUAGCAAAUGGUCAAUUCACUUACAACAAAUAUCACAGCAGAUGUGUGUUGCACUAAACUUUCUGGGUAAAAACACCCACAAAUUGUAGCUGCUGGUCAUACCGAUCAUGUUAAAUACUUUGGUAAUAACAGCACUAACAUCAGUUAACACAUUUGGAUGAACAAUAUCAUUAGCUUAAGUAAUAGCAUGAGUUCAGUGGCUGUUUCACACACAGAUGUGAAACAUCUGUAACACUCCUACUGUUUUAAAGCACCUUUUUUAAAAAAAAAAUACACCAACGAAAAAACAAUCUGUGCUGUUCAUGAGUUAUUUCAUCUGUUUAUGGAUGUGUGUCCAUGACUUGUAUUUAUUUACUUGUUACUCGUUUUUGUCACUUUUUGGUGUCAAACUGAGCCUGUGUUGAUGAGCUCUGUGGAGUCAUCGUACACUGGUUAAUUGUGAAUCAACGAUGAACAAAAGUCAGAUUAAAUGUUUAAGAGUAAAUCAUCCUUUGGUUUAGUCGCAGUUUAAGGUUGUGAACGGGGUUUUAACCCUUUAAAACCUGAGCCAACUGGCUUCAUUCCUUUUAAAAACAUUGGAAGAAGGCAAUGAACAAAAG